AUGGCAAGCCCUACUAGUGCCAAGGUUGGGCCUCAAAAUGUGGGAAAAUCCAAGACAAGAAGAAACAACGAAGGUGUCCAAAGCAAAGGUCCAAGCUUUUUAACGAGGAUGUUUGGGUGUUUCAUAGAUUUGAGGUCCAAACCUGAUGGCGCCUUGAGUACUAACAACAAACAAGAUGAUUUUCUACCUCCUUCCAUCACUUUUGUUACAGUUGCUCCCGGCUCUUCAAGCAAGAGCCCUUCUACACCUCACUUGAGCAAGGAAUUGAAACAUUAUCCCCAUCUUCGACAGUUCACCUUUCGUAACCUGAAGUUGGCAACUGGGGAUUUCCAAUCUCGUCUCGGUGAGGGAGGCUUUGGUCCUGUAUACAAAGGCUGGAUCAGUCACAAGGGGGCCUCCCCCACAAGUCCCGGAGUCGGUCUUCCGGUUGCAGUCAAGAUUCUUAAAAAAAAUGGAUUGCAGGGCCAUCGCGAAUUUGUUACUGAAGUUAACCAUCUUGGUGGUUUAGAUCAUCCACACCUUGUUAAGUUGAUUGGUUAUUGCACUGAAGGUGAAGAAAGGGUACUUGUUUAUGAGUAUAUGACCAAAGGAAGCUUAGAGCAUCAUCUCUUCAGGAGACCAUAUGUUCCCCUUCAGUGGUCAGUGAGAAUGAAAAUCAUGCUUGGUGCUGCUAAGGGCCUUGCAUAUCUCCAUGAGGAAGCUGAGAAACCUUUGAUAUAUAGAGACUUCAAAUCUUCAAACAUUCUAUUGGACAAGGACUACAAUGCCAAACUUUCUGAUUUUGGGCUUGCAAGAGAUGGUCCUGUGGGAGACUCUACUCAUGUCUCAACUCGUGUAUUGGGAACACAAGGCUAUGCAGCCCCAGAGUAUAUCAUGACAGGGCACCUUACUGCCAAGAGUGAUGUGUACAGCUUUGGCGUGGUUCUGCUUGAGAUGCUGACCGGGAGAAAAUCCAUGGACAAAAAAAGGGGUCGAGAUGCGGUUAACUUGGUUGAGUGGGUGCGACCUAAACUCAGGAAAGGGGGAUCAAUGUUCCAUGAACUGAUGGAUCCUCAGCUUGGAGGUCAGUACUCAAGAAGAGCUGCUAAUAAGGUGAUGAAUUUGGCUUUGAAUUGCGUUAGCUGGGACGCGAAAGACAGGCCCGUGAUGAGUGAAGUGGUGAAAGUUCUCAGCUCUCUUCCUCAUUGCAAAGAGAAGAUGGCUUCUUCCUCUUCACCAUCCCCACCAUCACCCUUGAAUGUUGGCUCCUCGGACAAUGGUGAUUUCAUAAAUGGCUCUUCAGCUAGGGGCACACCGAGUCGCUUCAAAGCCUCCCCGUGCAACCUUCCUCUUCCUUCACCCAAAGCUAGUGGUGGAAGGUCAUGA
This is a messenger RNA of Lotus japonicus, 1365 nucleotides long. Its product is annotated as receptor-like cytoplasmic kinase 176. Gene Ontology annotation, biological process: protein phosphorylation. The transcript is spliced from 6 exons. Gene Ontology annotation, molecular function: protein kinase activity; ATP binding. NCBI's taxonomy places the organism in Eukaryota, Viridiplantae, Streptophyta, Magnoliopsida, Fabales, Fabaceae. Bases 1 to 1365 code for a protein of 454 amino acids. The record is from RefSeq and is a predicted model, not a curated record.